AUGGCAGUGGUGAAGCUCGCAUGUGGGGACACCACACCCAACAACCUCUAUGGGUUGAUACUAUCCCUUGUCAUUGUCGGUGCCGACCUUGGCUUUAUCUUCGUCUCCUAUGGACUGAUCCUACAUGCUGUUUUCCAGCUGCCUUCGCUGGAGGCCAGGCACAAGGCCCUGGGUACCUGUGGGGCCCAUGUGGGGGUCAUCAUCAUCCUCUACACACCGGGCCUCUUUUCUUUCCUCACCCACCGCUUUGGACAUAACAUCCCUCACCACGUCCACAUCUUCCUGGCAAACAUCUAUCUCAUGGUUCCAGCCAUGCUCAACCCCAUCGUUUAUGGGGCCAAGACCAAGGAGAUCCGUGAGCGGGUGCUGAGUGCACUGGGGCUGAGGAAGAGCGCCUCCUAG
This is a messenger RNA of Podarcis lilfordi (Lilford's wall lizard), 402 nucleotides long. NCBI's taxonomy places the organism in Eukaryota, Metazoa, Chordata, Lepidosauria, Squamata, Lacertidae. The record is from the annotation of a GenBank genome assembly.